This is a messenger RNA of Anguilla rostrata (American eel), 3038 nucleotides long. It is a transcript of the gene glt8d2, whose product is annotated as glycosyltransferase 8 domain containing 2. Lineage: Eukaryota; Metazoa; Chordata; Actinopteri; Anguilliformes; Anguillidae. Gene Ontology annotation, molecular function: glycosyltransferase activity. Gene Ontology annotation, cellular component: Golgi apparatus. The coding region runs from base 178 to 1290 and encodes 370 amino acids. The transcript is spliced from 10 exons. The record is from RefSeq and is a predicted model, not a curated record.
ACUUCCUGAAAACCAGCGCGAGAGAGAGAGCAUUCAAUCUGCUCCACCGACACGCCCAUCAACCCCAGCGAGACGCUCCGCAAACACUAUGGAUCUUGUGCGGCGGAUUUCGCGUGAAUUGGACUAGAAGAGCAGACCCUUUUUGCGCAUUACAAAACUGAUGGCGCCUGGAGAAAAAUGGCUCUUCUGAGAAAGCUAAACAGGAUCCUCCUGGGGCUGCUGAUCUUCAUGGUGUACAUCAUCCUGUACAGCAGGAUGUACAGAGCACCGUCACCUCCGAGCCACACAGAUGUCAGGGCGGAGCCUGGUGUUGUGGGCGGAGCUGCGGGUGGGGCUGUGGGCGGGGCUAAGAGCGGGGCAGCGGAGGAGGAGGUGUCGGAGGUGGAGGCGGGGGACAUCCUGGUCGUGAUCUGCGCGGCAGAGGAGCGCAUGGGCGGUGCCAUGGCAACCGUUAACAGCGUGCGCAGCAACACGGAGGCCAGCGUGUUCUUCUACAUCGUCACCCUGCACGACAACGUCGCGUACGUGAGGCAGUACAUACAGAAGUCUGAGCUGAAAGACAUCAGGUUUAAGAUCCUGGAGUUCAACCCCACGGUUUUGAAAGGAAAAGUGAGACCCGACUCCUCCAGACCUGAGCUUCUGCACCCACUCAACUUUGUUCGCUUCUACCUGCCGCUGCUGGUCAAACACAGGAGAGCCAUCUACUUAGACGAUGAUGUCAUCGUGCAAGGGGAUAUCCAGGAGCUGUACAACACCAAGCUGAAGCCGGGACAUGCGGCUGCAUUCGCCAGCGACUGUGACCUGCCGUCUGAGGUGGUGCGCACCAUGGGCAUGCAGACGACGUACAUGGGGUUCCUGGACUACAGGAAGCUGGAGGUCCGGGAGUUGGGGAUCAACCCCAGCGACUGCUCCUUCAACCCCGGAGUCUUCGUCGCCGACAUGGAGAUGUGGAAGCGCCAGAAGAUCACCAAGCAGCUGGAGACAUGGAUGCAGCAGAACUACAAGAACAACCUGUACAGCAGCGCCAUGUCUGGGGGCGUGGCCACGCCGCCCAUGCUGAUCGUCUUCCACGGAAAAUACACCGCCCUCGACCCCAUGUGGCACGUCGGCCAUCUUGGCUGGAGCCCGGACACCCAGUACUCGGACGCCUCUCUGCACGAGGCCCAGCUGCUGCACUGGAGCGGCCGGUUCAAACCCUGGGACUACCCCUGCGUGCACAUGGAGCUGUGGGAGAAGUGGUACGUCCCAGACCCCUCCAGGAGGUUCUCGUUGGUACGGCCCAACAGCUGAAUGAGAGACAGAGGGGGAGAGACAGAGGGGGAAGAGGUCCCACCAAAGCCACACUGCACUUUGCGUCACUCGUACUCUGGACAGAAGAGCUGCGUGAGUUUACAGUAACCCCCCCCACCCCCCCGUUCCCCGUGGCGAGGCCCCACAGCUCACAGGGAAUAGGGCGUCAAUGUCUUCACAUCGGACAAAACUGAAGGCCGGACUUCUCCGAAAACCAACCCAAAUGCCCCCCACUCCCCUCCAUCCUGAAACAUCCAGACACUGCACCUGGUUGUAGAGGCUGAACACUUUCAUGAAAACCACACAACAAAUAAAGACCUCUGUGACAAGAUGGACUAGAUUUUGGGGGGGGGGGGGCGUUUUCAGGUACAAACCAUGUUCAGCACGAACACAACUUAAGCAUUUCCGGAAUGCACAAAACAAAAGGUUUUAAGGCCAUAUAUAGAUGGAGAAAUUACUAGGAGGCUAACACCAAAAUAAAGUGUUGUUGCGACAUCUGCAAUGACUUUUAUUUUUUUCCCCCCCAUACAUACAGUCUUAAGCAUGAAGUCUUAAGCACAGCACACACACACGGCUGGAGCAGCUGCCAGUGUUUCGGCAUCUCUCUGGGUUCUUCCGGGAGGUACGAACGCAGGCGAGCACACAAACAGCACUCUGGAGCGCUCUAAUGACAGCUCCAAUGUCCGUUUCAUCCGACGACGCGUGGCUCGUUGCUUUGGGUGCACGUCAGUUCACAUCACAAUAAAAUAGACCAGAGUCCAGCCUAAAGCAAGUACCAAACCCAAUAACUAAAAUGCAGUACAAAAACAUAAAAACCGCAGUCUCAUCAAACGUGUUCUGAAAGCACCAUGGUGAGAGAGAGCUACAGUAACUCAGGUGUAUUUUCCUGUGUGAGAGUGCACUUAGUGGACUGUUAGCACAUUCCAGAUACCCGUUAAGAGCCUGGGACUCAUUCUCCAUCUAACGAAACCGCGCCACUCACUGCAGGGCUAAAAGGGCGUUCCUAGGGGGGUGGCACUUUACCUAACGGUAACAGUAACCUUUUCGGGUAACAGAUUGCACUUUUCAGAUGCAACGGUUAACAGUAACAUUAUCGGGUAACGCAAAAAAAAAAUCAUCACCACUGCCACUCGAACAGUUCCGGCACCUUCCAUCAGGACCGACUUCUCAUUGCAGUACAGUGGCUGCGCGAGUCUCACUCAGGCUGCACAACGUGCUGCCACCCCGCCUACCAACCUGAGGAUCAGCUCCUCCUGCACAGAGACGUCUGGAGAAGAUCAGACAGCCCAGGUAAGAGGUAACAGGUGACUAGAGAGGAGUCCCAGAGAUCAAAUGAACAAGCAGAGGAAAAAACAGCUCUCCUCCUGCGCUAUUAACAAACAAAAUGUUCAGCACCAAGAGAUGUAAACAUUGUAAUGUGCAGUGCGAACUCGCCACAUUGUCUCCAUAGCAACCAGAAGUUAAAGACUUCAAAGCCAUGUACCCACAAUGCACCUCUGAUGCAGUCGAUGUCAUCAGUGGUCAGAGAGAAUACAGGAAGGAGGACUGAAAUGUAGCACCAGUGCACAGGAAAGCAGAGUAAAUAUCGGUCAGAAUAAAACAGGUUUAAAUAAGAGCUUUUCUCCAUGAAAGCCAUCACGCUUUUCAUUGCCUCUCCGUAUUCCGCUGAUUUAACAUUAUUGUUGAAACAGGUUUAAAGUCACUUUGAGCCGGGAGCACUAGUACACCAACAACUACACAAAAAUAAA